Botrytis cinerea B05.10 is the source of this 2142-nucleotide messenger RNA. RefSeq names its product Bcglr2 (gene Bcglr2). The transcript is spliced from 3 exons. Lineage: Eukaryota; Fungi; Ascomycota; Leotiomycetes; Helotiales; Sclerotiniaceae. The coding region runs from base 229 to 1902 and encodes 557 amino acids. The record is from RefSeq and is a predicted model, not a curated record. Gene Ontology annotation, molecular function: glutathione-disulfide reductase (NADPH) activity; NADP binding; flavin adenine dinucleotide binding. Gene Ontology annotation, cellular component: mitochondrion; cytosol. Gene Ontology annotation, biological process: cell redox homeostasis; glutathione metabolic process; cellular response to oxidative stress.
GUUCUUCGAAACAGUGCGAAACUCUUUGGUUGUAUAAAAAACGCCUCGAAUCCUGCAAAUCGCUUACACAUACCUUUUUCAUUCCUGAUCCUCCAACCACACUGCAGUCUCAUUCACCCGUCUUACAUUCCUAUCACAUCUUUGCUUAAGGGGUGGCUGCAUCCAGGGACUUACCCCUCACUCUACAUUGUCUUAUAUAAACAACGUGAUAAAGAAUCCUUUCUCACCAUGUUGUCAAAACCCCUACCUCCUCUUCUCACAAUAAAAACAACAUCUCUUGUACCCCCGACAAAUCUCAUAGCCGUCUCUACAAAUACAUAUAGUUCCGGUACUAGCACACAAUCAUCAAGCUCAGAAUCCGCAACGACGUUAUCAGCUAUUUCAGCAGUAGCUAAAUCGGCGCUCCCAAUUUCGAGAGCGGGAUUAUCAAGGAAGAUGUCGGAGUUGGCGACUACGGGGAAGGGAGAGGCGAAGGAGUUUGAUUAUAUUGUUAUUGGGGGUGGAAGUGGUGGAAGUGGGACGGCGAGGAGAGCGGCGGGACCAAGGGAAAAAGGGGGGUGGGGAAAGAACGUUUUGCUGGUGGAGGAGGGGAAAAGCGGUGGGACUUGUGUUAAUGUUGGCUGCGUCCCCAAAAAACACACUUGGAAUUUCUCUUCCAUGGCUGAAGCCCUCCGUGCUAGCCAAUACUACGGCUAUGAAACUACCUCCAAUAUCCCCUUCAACUACGCCGCUUUUAAAGCGAAACGCGAUGCAAACAUCGCCAGUCUAAACCGUAGUUACGAAACUAACUGGGCACGCGAGGGAAUAACUCUCGUUCGUGGAACCGCCAAAUUCGUCGCUUCAAAAACCAUUACUGUGGAAUUGGAAGAUGGAAGUGGUGUUGAAACAUUCAAAUCUGAACACAUCUGUGUAGCUACCGGCGGCAAACCCAUUGUGCCGAAGAUUCCCGGCGCCCAUUUUGGUAUCACUAGUGAUGGGUUCUUUGGACUUGAGGAAUUGCCUAAGAAAAUUGCUGUGGUGGGAGCAGGAUAUAUAGCAGUUGAGAUGGCGGGAAUGUUGAAUGCUAUUGGUGGGAUUGAAGUCCAUUUGUUUAUACGCGGAGAGAAGAUAUUGCGAAAAUUCGAUCCUAUGAUUUCGGAGACGAUGACGAGGACAUACGAGGAAGCGGGAGUUAUCAUUCAUAGAGGAUAUAAGGGGUUUGCGAGAGUGGAAAUGUGGAGUGGGAAGAAGAAGAGUGAGGAGAAGGUGUUGAAUCUGAGGUGGGAUGGGGAUGAUGGGAAAGGUUUGAUGGUUAAUGAAGUGCUUUGGGCGGUGGGGAGGAGUCCAGAGACGGAGGGGUUAAAUUUAGGGGCUGUGGGAGUGCUGACGGAUGAUAAGGGGUACAUUCGGGUAGAUGGAUUUCAGAACACCAAUGUGGAAGGGAUUUACGGUUUGGGAGAUGUGACGGGUCAGAUGGAACUUACACCUGUCGCCAUAGCAGCUGGUCGACAGCUCUCCAACCGACUUUUCGGGCCCUCUCAAUUUUCUCAGUCCGCACUCUCCUACUCGCUCAUCCCAACCGUCGUCUUUGCCCACCCUGAGGUCGGUACUAUCGGUCUUACAGAACCAGAAGCUCUCCAAAAAUAUGGAGCUGGCAAUCUUAAAAUUUAUCAUACGAAGUUCGCAGCUAUGUUUUAUGAUUUCUUUCCGCCAGAAGAGAAGAAAGGUAUACCAACUGAGUUUAAGAUCAUCUGCGAGGGUGAGGAAGAGAAGAUCGUGGGAUUGCAUUUGAUAGGACUUGGGGUUGGAGAGAUGUUGCAGGGGUUUGCGGUGGCAGUUAAGAUGGGGGCCAGGAAGAGAGACUUUGAUGCUUGUGUGGCCAUUCAUCCAACAAGUGCGGAAGAGAUUGUUACGAUGAAAUAGAGAAUGGUGGAAAAUGGGAGUGAUAUGGUGACAUGGAAUGGUGGGCAUAACUGAUUUAUGGCUGGGUGGAUGGAUUGGAUGGUUGGAUGGAUUGGAAAAGGUAAUAGGUGGCAAAUUGAACAAAGCAAAUGGGAUAGGCAUGUUGUGAACGAAAUCGGUGCAACGAAGCUCUGGUCAUGGGAAUCUGGGCAUCAUGAUAAUGAAUUAUAGACUGUUUUCUUUCUGAGCUUGAGCCUGCCA